Messenger RNA from Malania oleifera, 2815 nucleotides. Its product is annotated as protein NRT1/ PTR FAMILY 1.2-like. The transcript is spliced from 4 exons. The coding region runs from base 512 to 2374 and encodes 620 amino acids. Lineage: Eukaryota; Viridiplantae; Streptophyta; Magnoliopsida; Santalales; Ximeniaceae. The record is from RefSeq and is a predicted model, not a curated record. Gene Ontology annotation, biological process: transmembrane transport. Gene Ontology annotation, molecular function: transmembrane transporter activity. Gene Ontology annotation, cellular component: plasma membrane.
UGAACAAUAUUACUAUAUUAGACUGCACUAACACAAGCAUUAGGCGUUGAAAGUCUUUUCUUGAUUUUGAAGUGAGCUCACAUAAAUUAUAAAGAAAGAGAUUCUAUUGACAACCUUUCCUUAGAACUGAAAUAUAUAAAUAGACAUGCCAGACUAUACCACCCAACCUCCAAAGGGCUGCAAUGAUUGUAAUCCAGAGAUGAGAAGGUGAUGCCUUUCUAACGAAAAAAAAAAGGCUAUACAAAAGGUUGUUUGCCUGCUCCCUUUCAUCCCUUUUCCCUUUCUUUUUUUUUUUUUUUUUCAUUUUUCAGUCUACGCGCCUCCAUGUCUCUUCCCUGUUCCUUUUUUUUUUUUUUUUAAUUUUGUUAACAGCCUCCUUAUUUAUUUAUCAAUGCACUUGGUCUUGGGCCAAGCUUGCCUGCGCCUGAAUUUGCAAACCUCUCUCUCCCUCUCUCUCUCUCUCUCUCUCUCUCUCUCUCUCUCUCUCUCUCUCUGCAAGAACUAAGAAGAGAUGCCAGAAGACUCUGCAAUGGAGAAGCUUGAGAUGGAGAUUUCUUCAGAUCAGAGCAAAAAUGAGCAGCCCCAGGCUCCGGGAAGAAGGAAAGGUGGCCUGAUAACCAUGCCAUUCAUCAUAGCAAAUGAAGCAUUUGAGAAGGUGGCAAGCUAUGGGCUGCUUCCCAACAUGAUCCUAUAUCUGAUGAGAGAUUACAACAUGGGCAUAGCCAAGGGGACCAACUUGCUAUUCUUCUGGUCUGCAGCUACCAAUUUCUUGCCUCUUGUUGGAGCUUUCCUCUCAGACUCUUACCUGGGUCGAUUCCUCACCAUUGGUUUUGGUUCCAUCUCUAGUCUCCUGGGUAUGACCCUCCUCUGGCUGACAGCCAUGCUUCCCCAAGCAAGGCCGCCUCCAUGCAACCAAUUAGCCCAUAACUGCAAGUCCCCGACAUCUGCCCAAUUUGGUCUGCUAGUUUCUUCAUUUGCUCUCAUGUCCAUUGGAGCUGGUGGGAUUAGGCCAUGUUCUUUAGCAUUUGGUGCAGAACAGUUGGAUAAAAAAGAGAACCCAAAAAAUGAGAGGGUCUUGGAGACCUUCUUCAGCUGGUACUAUGCUUCUGCGGCUCUUUCUGUUGUGGUUGCUUUGACGGGCAUCGUUUAUAUUCAAGAUCACGUGGGAUGGAAAGUUGGUUUUGGAGUUCCAGCAGUUCUUAUGUUUUUAUCGGCCUUCCUUUUCUUCCUGGCUUCUCCAUUUUAUAUUAAGCACAAUCCCAGCACAAGUUUGUUCACUGGCUUUGCCCGAGUACUCGCUGUUGCUUACAAGAACAGAAAACUUGCAUUCCCACCUUCAAACUCGGAUGGAUGGUACUACCAUGACAAGGACUCAAAGCUUGUUGUGCCAACUGAUAAACUAAGGUUUUUAAAUAAAGCUUGCAUAAUUAGAAGUCCUGAAAAAGAUAUAGACCCAGAUGGAUUAGCCUCAAAUCCAUGGAGACUCUGCACUGUAGAGCAAGUAGAAGAGCUCAAAGCACUCAUCAAGGUCAUUCCACUGUGGUCAACUGGGAUCAUGAUGUCAAUAAACAUAAGCCAAAGCUCAUUUCCCCUACUGCAAGCUAAUUCUAUGGAUAGACACAUCACUUCAAACUUCCAAAUUCCUGCAGGUUCAUUUGGAAUGUUUACAAUCAUUGCUUUAACAAUAUGGAUUGCUAUCUAUGAUCGUGUGCUCCUUCCCUUAGCAUCAAAACUCAGAGGAAAACCUGUGCGGCUUAGCACAAAAGAAAGAAUGGGAAUUGGGCUAUUUUUUUCUUGCAUGGCCAUGGUAGUUUCAGGACUUGUUGAGCAUAUUCGCCGGAGAAGAGCAAUUCAUGAAGGAUUUCUGACUAAUCCUCAUGGACUAGUGGGUAUGUCGGCUAUGUGGCUCGUACCACAACAUUGCUUGAGCGGUCUAGCUGAAGCUUUUAAUGCGAUAGGCCAGACAGAAUUCUACUAUUCGGAGUUUCCCAAGAAUAUGUCCAGCAUUGCUUCAUCUCUUUUCGGAUUGGGAAUGGCUGUGGCAAAUCUGUUGGCCAGUGUCAUACUGAACACUGUGGAUAAUGCUACAAAAAGAGGAGGAAAGGAGAGUUGGGUUUCAAGUAACAUUAACAGGGGUCAUUAUGAAAAUUACUAUUGGCUUCUUGCCAUAAUGAGCUUCAUUAAUUUAGGGUAUUUCCUUCUCUGCAGUUGGGCCUACGGACCUUGUGUUGAACAAGGCACAAAGGUUGGGGAUGAGGGAAGAGGUUUUAAGCAGGAAGAAGAGCUUUCUGAGCUAAAGAAUGCAGUGUUGGAUGAAAAGGAAGGCCCAAAGGAGGAAGAGGGGUUGUAUAAAUUAAGAGAAUUGCCAGCAUAAUUUGUGCCGAGUGUUAGCCAGAUUGUUGUACUAAAUAUAUAGAACUACAUGGUUUGAGCAAAUGAAGAUACGAUUGUAAGUUUGGAAUUAGAGGAAUUCAAAUAGCCAUCAGUCUCGUACACUCCCUGCAGAUAAUGCAUGGUUGCUGCUCAACUCUCUUAUGCACCACCAUUUACGACAUAAUUAUCGAGCUUUAUGUGGGUUUUUCUCCUCCCACUGGGAUAGUCAUGUCAAAAUUGUAGUUGUGUUGUGUGAAGUGAAACAAAAGCUGCAUGCUCAUUCUAGUAUAGGGGUAAAGACUUUGCUUUGAUCAAUUUCUACUGUCUACUCAAAAAUUAGUGAAAAAAAAUUAGAGUGGGGCAUUUUAUUUUAUGAAUUUAACAAGGGAGUUUGCUGAUCUGUUGAUUAAAAAAUGUUGGCUAAAAUGGGAAACUUCCGGAA